Messenger RNA from Entamoeba nuttalli P19, 390 nucleotides. RefSeq names its product zinc finger, c2h2 type domain containing protein. The coding region runs from base 1 to 369 and encodes 122 amino acids. The transcript has a single exon. The record is from RefSeq and is a predicted model, not a curated record. NCBI's taxonomy places the organism in Eukaryota, Evosea, Mastigamoebida, Endamoebidae.
AUGAAAAGAAAAUCAGGUUUAAACAAAGACAACGAAUUAUAUCAAUGUGACUUUUGUUUAUUUACUUGUCAAACAACAACUCAAAUGGAAUGUCACAUGAGAUUAAACCAUUCAUUUAUUUGUUCAUGUUGUCAUCGUAACUUCUCUAAUGAAAAGUAUCUUGACAUUCAUUUAUGUGAGGUUCAUGACUCUUUCUUUAAGGUUAGUUCAUUGGUUCAUCCAUCAUACCAAUGUUAUGUACUUGAUUGUCAUUUCUUGUCUCUUACAAAUGAAGAAAGAACGAAUCAUAUGAAGUUAGUACAUCACUGGAACAAUAUCACAGUUGAAUCAAUGUUUAAUAUGAUUCAUUCAGUAGUUUCUCUUUAUUAAUAUAAUUUAAAUGAUAAAUAA